Messenger RNA from Caenorhabditis briggsae, 1005 nucleotides. Lineage: Eukaryota; Metazoa; Nematoda; Chromadorea; Rhabditida; Rhabditidae. The record is from RefSeq and is a predicted model, not a curated record. Gene Ontology annotation, molecular function: protein binding. Bases 1 to 1005 code for a protein of 334 amino acids. The transcript is spliced from 5 exons.
AUGUCUACGAGGGUUUUUAGAGGUUCAGUAGGAAGUCUGGACGCUUUGAGUUUGGAAGAUGUUGAAGAAUUUCAAGAAAACGUAACUCCCAAAUCUGAUGAGGUUCCAGCUGUCCAACCACAUCUUUUUGUUCAAUUUCGCCAUCCGGAUGAACCUGUCACUUGGCAAACCACCCCUAAUGAGAUGAAAAUUGUGAUUGUGAAGUUCCUCGACUAUCGAUCUAGACAAUCCCUCCGUCGUGUCUCUCGAUCUGACAAACUCCUAGUGGAUAAUACCAAAUUCCACGUCCAUCCUUCGUCAUCAAAGCUACCGUACUUCCCAACUUCAUCUUCAUUUGUUCACUUCCCAAGAAUUUCGUCUUCCGGUCGUAUAAGGUUGGAAAUUGAUCAAGGAGCAAUUGUGGAUCUCACUGAACAAUUGAAACAGACCAAACAGAGGAUUACGAUUAGAACUGAACUUUUUCAUCUUCAAGGGAGUCCAACUUAUCCUGUUGGGAUCUUAGUUGUUGAUUUUUUGGAGUUUCUGGAUGUCAAAGAUGUUCUUAUUGAUGGGCAUUGCCCUCUAAUAAUUUUUGAAUUGAUGAUUGAUCUGGACCAAUGGAAAAAAUCUAGAUCAAUUACGUUCAAUCAUUUUAAUGAUCUACCAAUCAACCCAUUUUUACAUGUGAAUAUUUUAAGACUGAGUUUAGAGGAAAUAUCAAUUGAGGACGCUAGGAAAGUUAUCAAGGUAUUUGUUAACAAGAAAAUCCUGAAAGCAGGAACAAUAUCCUUCUACAUCAAGACUAAAGAACCAAUCAAAUUCUGGAAAUUUCUCGAUCAUACAGAUUACGAAUUGAGCCAGAAACUGGCAACCCACGGAGCACUUCCCAGUGUUCAAGUGCUCAUAAUGCCAAAUUCCGAUAGUUUGGUGUUUCCCGUGAUGGCAAAAGAGAAACUGUUUUGUGGAUGUGCUUGCAAAAUGGAUGAUAAUCUUGUGGAGAAUUUUAAAGAAACCCUGGGUUUAUGA